AAGCUCUCACGCGGCGCGAAUGAUUUUCAUAUCUUUGUCCUUGCGUAGGCCGCAAUGCCAAGGAGGUGGAGGCCUUUAAAAAUAUAGGUUUACCUUUGGCGUUAUUCCCAUAACAUUCUUCUCUCCAAAUUCAUCCCAUGGAUGAGUUAGAGGAGAAGAAGGGGCAGCAGCUAUUGGUCCAGCUCCUCUCGUGUGCGCGAAACAAUGACGCAGCGCAGCUAGGGCGCCUCCUCCGCGCAGAUCCAGCGCUCGUCCACGCCAAGGAUUACGAUGGCCGCACCGCGCUCCACAUCGCCGCGCUCCACGGCGGCGCCGAUGCCGCCCGGCUGCUCCUCGCCGCUGGCGCCAACGUGAAUGCCACGGAUCGCUGGGGAAACUCGCCCUUGACGGAUGCCGAGGCUGCUGGGUUUGGGAAUUUGGUGAGGCUGAUCCAGGAUUACGGGGGACAACUCCUGACAGGGAAUAGUGGUGUUACUCCUCCCACUCCACGAAACAGGGAUUGGGAGAUUGAUCCAAGCGAGAUUGACUUGCGACACAGCACUUUAAUUGGAAAGGGAUCCUUUGGAGAGAUUCGCAAAGUCGUAUGGAGAGGAACUCCUGUAGCGGCCAAGACAAUUCUACCCUCUCUUUGCAACGACAGAAUGGUGGUCGAGGACUUUCGGUACGAGGUCCAGCUCUUGGUGAAGUUACGACAUCCAAACAUUGUCCAGUUCCUGGGAGCCGUCACAAAGAAACCACCUCUCAUGCUCAUUACAGAGUUCCUCCCAAAGGGUGAUUUGCACAGAGUUUUGAGAGAGAAGAGGGGCUUACAUUCUUCCGUUGCCAUCAACUUCGCGCUGGAUAUUGCACGCGGGAUGGCUUACUUGCAUCGAGGCCCCAACGUUAUCAUACAUAGAGAUCUUAAGCCUCGCAACAUUAUCAUGGACGAAGGAAGCGAGCUCAAGGUGGGUGAUUUCGGCCUGAGCAAGCUUAUACGGGGACAGAAUCCCCACGACUUUUAUAAGUUAACCGGAGAAACAGGGAGUUAUAGAUACAUGGCACCAGAGGUCUUCAAGCACGACAAGUAUGACAAGAGCGUGGAUGUUUUCUCCUUUGGCAUGAUCCUUUACGAGAUGUUUGAGGGAAAUGCCCCAUUCUUCCAUAUGGAACCGUACUCUGCCGCUUCGACUGUAGCAGACGGAGAAAGACCCAGCUUCAAAGCCAAAGGAUACACGGCAGAGAUGAAAGAGUUGAUUGAAAAUUGCUGGCAGGACUCACCAGCGCUGCGACCAUCUUUCCCCACGAUCAUAGAAAGAUUAGAACGAUUGCAAGGAUCGCAACAAGGACAUCACCACCACCACUGGCCAUUCGCUAAGUAGCUGCCAAACACAUUUGUGUUGUUCUAUGAAUCCAAGUAUCCCGAUCAGGACUGGCUACUGCUUAUAAUGUAGAAGAAAUUCAGCAAUAGAUCAGAACAACUCAAGCAAGAUGGUGCAAGCCAUUGUUACCGCGACAUAAA
Molecule: messenger RNA, 1498 nt
Organism: Selaginella moellendorffii
Lineage: Eukaryota; Viridiplantae; Streptophyta; Lycopodiopsida; Selaginellales; Selaginellaceae
Product: integrin-linked protein kinase 1
Exons: 11
Coding region: 138-1358 (406 amino acids)
Biological process (GO): protein phosphorylation
Molecular function (GO): protein kinase activity; ATP binding; protein binding
Source: RefSeq, a predicted model, not a curated record